AGUUCCGCAGAUUUCGUAAAUUUUUUUGAUGUAGCCCGUGACGCAACGCGUUUGAGUCCGCUAAUUUUCCCAAAAUGGGGAGAUACGCGCGUCGUGUUCGUUCUUAUUUGCGUCAGAGACGCACUUGCCGACACGUCCUCAUCAUUUGGAUCUCCAUUAUCGCCUUUUCAACUUUCUAUUUGGCACUCAAAGUCGUCGACAUUCCGAGUCGUGGCCAUGAUGAAAGUCCGCAGGACGAUGGUGUGAAAGAUGUCGAGAGGAUAAAGAGUGAGGCACCUGUUGUUGCCUCUGGAAGUAGCUGUGCUGUUCCUGUGGUGAUUCCUUCCCAAGUGCAUAUGCUGGAUGUUUAUCGUCAUUUGAAAUUCGAAAACCCUGACGGCGGCGUUUGGAAACAAGGCUGGAACGUAACUUAUUCAAAGGCGUCCGUACCUAAGCUUCGUGUGUUCGUCGUGCCUCAUUCUCAUAACGACCCCGGUUGGAAGCAAACUUUUGAGGAGUACUUCCGUACUCAAACCAAGGCCAUCUUUGACAAUGCUAUUCGGAAACUGCCGGAGGACUCUCGUCGGAAAUUCAUUUGGGCAGAAAUUUCUUACCUCUCACUCUGGUGGGAUCAGGCGAAACCGAAGGAAAGAGAAAUCAUGAAAACGUUGAUCAAGCGGGGACAGAUUGAAAUAGUUACUGGUGGUUGGGUGAUGCCUGAUGAAGCAAAUUCUCACUAUUGGACUCUCAUCGAGCAAUUGAUUACUGGGCAUGAGUGGCUGAAAAAUGCCAUUGGAUUUGAACCGGUCAACGGAUGGUCGAUUGAUCCUUUCGGACUCAGUUCAACCUAUGCCUUUGUUCUUCAGAAAGCAGGCUUUGAAAACAUGUUAAUCCAGCGAGUUCAUUACGCCAUAAAGAAGGAAUUAGCCCUUCGGAAGCAACUGGAAUUUGAGUGGAAACAAGCGUGGGCGUCCAGGGGAAUCACGUGCCACUUGAUGCCGUUUUAUUCGUACGACGUGCCGCAUACGUGUGGCCCGGACCCGAAAGUGUGUUGCCAGUUUGACUUCAAACGGCUUCCCGGCACGGGUGUGACGUGUCCCUGGCGGGUUUCCCCGGUCCCGAUCACUUCCGAAAAUGUUGAAGCACGUGCACACGUCAUCAUGGACCAGUAUCGAAAAAAGGCGGAAUUGUACGCUUCCAAUGUUGUUCUCAUACCCUUGGGAGAUGAUUUUCGCUUUGUUUCUCCCCGUGAGUGGGACGACCAGUACAACAAUUACCAAAAAUUGUUUGACUUCAUCAAUGCUGAUACUUCACUCAAUGCUGAGGUGAACUUCGGAACGCUUUCCGAUUAUUUCAAUGCGCUGAGAUCAGAAGAAGCUUUUGAGGAUUUGCCUUCGCUGACUGGAGACUUCUUUUCUUACAACGAUCGUAACGACAAUUAUAACCGUUUGACGGUGCAUGACGGGGGUUUGGAGUCGACGCAGGAUUGGUCUCGAGGACUCCCGACGCAGUUUGAGAGACGGCGUGCUAGUGACGACGAGUUUUCCAUUGGAUUCUCUGAUACACUGUUGUUUGACUCAUCGGGGAAUUUGAAGAAGGUCCUGUUUGCUGAUGGAACCGGGAUGAACGUGAAGGUCAAGUCAAUUCAGUACGGGACCAGGUCACACGGGGAGGCCAGUGGUGCGUAUUUGUUUCUGCCGGACGGUCCUGCUAAGGAUUACGUCGUCCGAGAUCCGGCCCCAGUUGUGCGAAUCGAAGGUCCGCUGAUGAUGCAAGUUGUCGUUCACACACCACUGGUUCGGAGGGUCGUCUCGAUCAUGGAUUCCACUGGGGUCAGCGGAUUGGGAAUAUCAAUCAAGAACUUCGUGGAUAUCCAUACGGUGACGGAUAAAGAGCUGGGAAUGCGCAUCGAAACCGACGUCGAGUCCGGCACAGCGUUUUAUACCGACUCCAAUGGCUACCAGAUGAUUCGUCGCGAGAGGUUCGAGAAAUUUGGCAUCCAAGGGAACUUUUACCCAAUGGCAGCUUCAGCCUACGUGGAAGACAUUUCUUGGAGAUUCACAGUGCUGGCCCAGCAGCCCGCCGGAGUGUCGAGCCAGGACUCGGGCGCCCUGGAAAUAAUUCUGGACCGACGAUUGUCUCGCGAUGACGAUCGCGGUCUGGGCCAGGGCGUCAUGGACACCGUCUUCACGGAAGCCGAUUUCCGGAUCCUGAUUGAGCGACAUGACGGGAUGGAUGAUGCGCGUGUGCCGGCUUUGUCGAUGGCGGCGAAUGCCGCCUCGGAAGCUCUGUUGCAUCCUCUGGUUAAGCUUCUGGCCAGGAUUGGGCCAGAAAAUUUGGCGGAGAAGAGCCUUGGGUUCCGACUGCUUCCGGGGCUGAGCAGUGGGCGGGAAAAGGCAGAGACGCCGUGUGAUUUGGAGUUGACGCAUUUGCGGGCCAUGGGUGACGGAAGAGGGACGCCGCGGAGUGCCGGGGCGGUAUUUCGGCGUCGAGCGAGUGCGUGUGGGAUUGCGGACGGGGUGGAGAAGAAGCUCCGGUGCUUGAAGCAGUACGACCAGGACUUGACUUUGGAAGAAGUACUUGGUCCUGACCUGGCAGCUCAUCCGGAAGCAUCGACGAUAACUUUUAGGAAGUUGGAGUCCUCGAUUGACGACCUGACAUUGGACUUGUCUCCCAUGGACCUCAAAGCAUUUCUACUCAAGUUGCCGCCUUGAGCUUUAAUUUAUUUUACGAUUCGACUCGGAAACUGGAUUUUCCUUUGCCCAUGGUCUGAAGCAUUCAGUGCUCCUUUUUUUCAAAACAAUCGAAGCAUUUUGUUGUUUUGUUUGAUGUAUGUGUUUUUGAUGAGGCCUCACGACGUUUGGAAGAUCGGAAACUGGUCCAGUAAGCGUUUUAUAAUUUUGAAAUGGGUUUCGCUGUGAACUUGUGCAUAACUUAAAUAUUGACGACGUUGCAUUAAUUCCGAAUGCGUGACCGCUUUUUUCGCAUGUUUCUUGUGAAUCCGGACUGUUUUCUCGAGUUUUCAUUCAUGCAUGAAGCUUUUUGAGUUUGUGAUUUGAAACGUGUUGUUUAGGGAAAUGACUGCUGGGUCAUUAAGGAAAUACUCGAGAGAAACUGCUUUCCUUGCCAUUUUUGUUUUUGUUUUAGCCAGUCCUCUUCGGUGGGAACAGUUGGGGGUUGAAAUUUCUGUUCCGAAGUACGUGGUAUCCCGGAGCAAGGAAGAGCAUUUCUUGUUCUCGUUUGCUGUGAUAAAUUGGAAAUAGUUCUCGGAAAGGAGAAUGAUGUUUAAUUAGACUGAUUUUAUUUCUUUGUACGCAUUUUGAUAUCCUCCAAGUGGAUAAAGGACUCUCAAGGAUUCUUCAUCAAAUUAUUCAUGAGACCCUCGAUUUCAACCUUUCGAUUUUCUCCUUGAAUAACUACAGUAUUGUAUAAAGCCUGGUUUUUUUUUUUAAGGAUCGUAUGAAUUGACUUGUACUUAUCCAAAUUUAUCUAAACUCCCUUUAGUUCAUUAUCGGUAUUCUUUGAAAACGUAUUUCAGAGCCACUAGAUUUUUGUCAUGGAUCUUGAUUUUUGAAAGUCUGUCCGGAAAUUCAACAUCAACAAAUUUUAAAUGUCAUCGGACAACUUUGGAAAGCUGCGAAACUGUCUUUGACCAUUCGUGAUUUUCACCAAAUCAUUUAUGUGCAAUAUUUCCAGAGACUUUUUGUUGAUCUGGAAAAGGAUAAUCCAAUUCCCGCGAAGUCAAUAUGAAAAUCAACUGAAUUUGCCGAAAAAGAUAUUUCUGCAAAUUCAGUUGCUUUGCAUUUUAAUCUUUCAGGAAUAUUUUUUUCUUUAAUCAUUUUUAAACUUCUGG
Molecule: messenger RNA, 3832 nt
Organism: Notodromas monacha
Lineage: Eukaryota; Metazoa; Arthropoda; Ostracoda; Podocopida; Cyprididae
Source: the annotation of a GenBank genome assembly